Dendronephthya gigantea is the source of this 1235-nucleotide messenger RNA. RefSeq lists its product as uncharacterized. The record is from RefSeq and is a predicted model, not a curated record. The transcript has a single exon. NCBI's taxonomy places the organism in Eukaryota, Metazoa, Cnidaria, Anthozoa, Malacalcyonacea, Nephtheidae. The coding region runs from base 107 to 901 and encodes 264 amino acids.
AAUUAGAGAAGAUCCAUUGAAAUAGGCACACGUAAACUUCAGUUGACAAAACCAAACUCUUUUAAUAGCGACUGUUUUACAAAUAACUCAUCGUGUAUCAAGAAAUAUGAAACGCAAAAAGAGCAACAAGUCUGAACAAGAAACAAAUAAAAGCGAGAGCGAGCCGUCAAGAUGGAAGUAUCUAGCAUUUGUUGUUCUUUUCAGCUUUCCUGGUGUUAUGUAUGUACUGGAAAGUCUCUCAGGUUUAUCAAAAAACUUUCAAAUGUCGUACGUGUACGCCAUUUGUACCGCUGCACUGAUUAUCGCAGUUUGGUUCUAUUUUAGAGCAUUCUUCAAGGGUUCUUAUAAAUAUAUUGCGAUAAUCCUUUUGCCAUUUCUACUCUUCCCAAGUUUUAAAGUUCAUUUAUGUUCACCAGUUGUUUUGGUUAACAAAGACAUAGGAACAAGGUACAAGCUUGCAACAACUGCGGAGGAAAUCUUGCAAGAUUUGGGUGAAUCGUGUUUAAAACAUUUUGGCAAAUCUUUCUACAGUCUUUCUCUUGUUACGCCUCGGGUAACCUUAAAAGUGAGACCACAAGAGAUUGUUGACUUGAAUGCAACUACAAAUUCAGCUUAUGGUGACAACCAAGCAAAAACCUCGAGAUUGUUUCUAAUUUUCUCUCUUCGGAGUGUUCAUGGAAAGACUCACUCGUUAUCGAUGAUAACAAAGGUGCCGUUUCGGUCAACAAAGAUCCUUGAAGGGCUUCAGAAGAAACAAAGCAUGGAACUGACAGGAAGGAUAGUUAAUAUUGGGAAGGAUAUGUUGGAAAUGAAAGCUGGUUUUGAAAGACAGAAACUGUUUGUAAGACCUGUUGUUUUCCAACCGUAUCAUUUUGAAUUGAAUAACGAUGAUGAAUUGUAGAUAAAUUAUGAUGAUUAAUUUGACCUUCAUGGUUUGUGUCACAUACACAUUGAAAUUUUAAAGAUGCCAUUAUUAUAAUGCUGGUAACUACUAUAUCAACCCCCUGAAAAGUGAUUUUGAAUGAUUGCUCUCUCAUAAAAUGAGAAAGCAAAUGACUGACAUCAUGUAAUUUCAUUUCAAUUCAGUAGGAGGAUGGUUUAAUGAUCCAAACACUGAGUUGAUAUUGCAAGGAUCAUUCUGAUACACACAUGUCAGUGAUGUCUUCUUUAUUCCAUCCUAAUGAACAUUUUUAUGGCAUAAAACAGAUUGCUUAUAAAAAUAUAUUUUAUUAUAU